CGACAGAUUCAGUGAGGACGUACAUCCUUCCCUUUCAGAAGAGUUACGAGGUAUAAAUCAGCACAAUCAUCAUCCACACAAGGAAAUAGGAAAAUCAACAAGUGUCAUCAUGAUGCUUUCACAAGGUUUGUGCUCUGUCAUUCUGAUAUCAACCUUGAAAGCAGUGUAUGGGAAUUUUUACCCGACCUUUUCCGUGCCAUUGUCGUUUGCUCCACUCCGACGUGUUACAAUGAAACCAGAAUCUGAAAAUAUUUACGUGGGUGGUAAAAAUAUACUUUUGCAUCUGGAUGGAAAUCUCACUGUAAUAGGAAACAAAACAAUCGGUCCGGUAAAGGACAGCAAGCUGUGCUCUCCAGACCAGAAAAUGUGCGUCUCAUUAGAGUGGAGGGAUAAUUAUGUGGAAGUUUUGAAGUUUCUCUCCAAGCACAAGAUGGUACUUAUGUGUGGAUCUGUCAGGCAAGGUCUCUGCAGAUUGUUGAACAGCUACUCCAUAUCACUGGAGGAACAGUUUUUAAACAAACACACGCAAAAUUUUGUUGGAAGUAGCAGGGGAACGAUUAUAGUGCCAUACGGCACACCCGGUCAGCAAUAUGACCACUACUUCAUCGGUCGAAGUUGGGAUGGACGCAAAAUGGAGUAUACAUUUCCGGAAUUUUCGUUCAUGGAAAUCCGUAAUAGGUCUGCAGACCCUGACUUUCGAUGGGAAUUUCAAAAUACUACAAAAUAUACUUCUGUCGGAAUUUGUCAUUCGAAACGAGAGUCUGUCUCAACCCAGUUCAUCUACGGUUUUAAGAAAGAGGGAUUCGUUUUUAGCAUUUAUACCCAGGCUCGAAACUUCUCUAAUGGCAUGGUAUACGAAACUAAAUUGUCAAGAAUAUGCACGAACGAUAAGUACAUGUCGUCUUUUAAUGAAGUAAUUUUGGAAUGUCGAAUCCAUAACAUCGCAACGGCUGCUUUUUACAAAGAGGACGAGGCGACAUCGACUUUGUACGUCGCGUUUGGCGUUAGCACGGAUUCCCUGCAACCUUCCCAUAAUGCUACAGCAGCCGUCUGCCAAUUUACACAAGUUGAAAUAGACCAAAUGUUUAAAAAUUUGAUCAUACAUUGUUUUAAUAAUGCAGACGCCAACUCACCUCCUGAUUGGUCAACGUGCGGAGAGGCGGGGCGUUGUCUUCGCGGCAAGAUGAAACCUGAGAAGUAUUGUAGCGCGGAGGCAAAAAGCGUACGUUUUACGAACCACGGAGUCCAGAGGUUGAAGAAACCCUAUUUCUUGCCGACAGCGAUGAUAUACAAAGGAUAUAAGACGGUGUUCACGUCAGUGUUUUCUCACCGAAUUCAUCCACAGACCAACAUAUUGUGGAUAGGAACCUUCGACGGUUAUAUUCUAAAAAUAAACUUACAGCGGCCUUACUCAGAUAGGAAACCGUAUGUCUGGUUCGAUCUCAGCCAGAACAGAUCUCAGAGAGUGGAGCCAGAUCACGUGACAGACAACAGUAGUCAUAUCUUCCUACUGCAUGGAAACAAGGUUUCAAAAUUCCCACUGUAUUCAUGUCAAGUUCACACAACCUGUGGCGCAUGCGUGACAAGUGAAGACCCAUUGGAAUGCGGUUGGUGUCGAGACUCUUGCUUGAUGCAGGGGGAGUGCAGCACUACGUGGUAUAACAAUAGUUGUCCUCCAUUCCUUCACAAAGUGUAUCCUCUAAGCGGCCCUCCUGAAGGUGGGACGGUUGUGACCAUCGAGGGCGAGAACUUCGGUGAAGACCAAAACACAGCGGCGAACGUGACCAUUGGACAAGCCGCAUGCCACAUACUAAACAGGACAAACUCAAAAAUUGUGUGUAACACGAGCUCGGUGACAGACGAUAGUGAGUACGUAGUAACCGUGACGACAAACAGACUGGAGGUCGUCCGGCCAUCAGAAAUUGCCGUCUUUGCAUUCUCUUACAAGGCAUCAUAGGAUAGGGACUUCCCGCGAACUACUUCUCAUAAAGAUGGCAAUGGGGUCAUCAGGAAAAAAAUGGCAUCAGCUGAAAAAUGAUACGUUUUUGGUAAUAGGCUCACAGCGUUUCUUGCCUCUACGAAGGUAUGAAAGACAGUGACUUAUUCCGACUUUAAUUCAUUAUUGAUUCUCAAUCUCUGUUUCGCAUGUGUUUUGUCUGAAUGCAUGUUUUUUCAUGGAAGUGAAAAUAAAAAGUUAAAUAUCUAUAAUUUUUGCUUCAAUGUUUUAUUGAACUUUUUUUUCUUUUUUUUUUCAGUGUUCUCCAAUUUCGCAUCUUGCUUAUAUAACUUAUUUAUGAAACUCGAUGCUUUUCAUUAAAUGAAACCUCUGGUGAUGCGAUCGCAUUUAUUGCGCUAUAUAAUUAGGCCACGUUGUAAUCGCGGACGUACAUUAUCCCAAAUUGGUAUGUGCUAUGCGAUAUCUGGCAGUGUUUCUGUGUGCGGAGAUUCAUUGAUUGUAUAUUGUUUAACGUUCCGCUCGAGAAUUGUUUACUCAUAUGGAGACGUCACUACUGCCGGUGAAGGGCUGCAAAAUUUAGGCCUAUGCUUGGCGCUUAUGGUCAUUGAGCAGGGAGGGAUCUUUAUCGUGCCACACCUACUGUGACACGAGACCUCAGUUUUGACGGUCUCAUCCAAAGGAUCGCCCCAUUUAGUCGACUCUUACGACAAGGUAGGUGUGCUGAGGAUCUAUUCUAUUCCGGAUCCCCACGGGAUUUGGGUGCGGAGACACAGCGGGCUAUGGUAACGCAGAGGACUAUGGAUAGUGUGACCUAUCUGAAUGAAAGAGAUAUCGGGGGCGGUUCAAGCCCAGUAUUCCGACGGUCCGAUAGUCCGACGGGCCGGUAGUCCGACGGUCCGAUAGUCCGACGGUUCAAUAUUCCGACGGUCCGAUAGUCCGACAUGUUGAUCAUCACCAAAAAUGUUAAUUAAUAGAGUUAAAAUGUAUUCAUGUCAGGCAUGGAAAUUACCAGAAACCGCCAAAAUCGACACGGCCUGAUUAUAAAUCAGACAAUCAAUUUCUGACCAAAAUCAUUCAAGUGUGAACUUACGGCGGCGUAGAAAGGCCACAUAUAAAUAUAUUAUUCGUUCGGACAAAUUAGCAAUUUGUUCGGACGAAUUAGCUAUUUGUUCGGACAAAUUAGCAAUUUGUUCCGACGAAUUAGCUAUUUGUUCGGACAUAUUAGUAAUUAGUUCGGACAAAUUAGUAAUUCGUUCGGACGAAUUACCGAUUUGUUCGGACGAAAUAGAAAAUCGUUCGGACAAAUUAGCCAUUGUUCGGACGAAUUAGCUAUUUGAUCGGACAUAUUAGUAAUUCGUUCGGACAAAUUAGUAAUUCGUUCGGACGAUUUAUGGAUUUGUUCGGACGAAAUAGACAUUCGUUCGGACAAAUUAGCCAUUUGUUCGGACGAAUUAGCUAUUUGUUCGGACAAAUUAGUAAUUCGUUCGGACGAAUUAGCUAUUUGUUCGGACGAAUUAGCAAUUUGUUCGGACGAAUUUGUUAUUAGCUAUAAGGCAACACCAAUGCCGUAGUCAAAUACCGUAAAGUGUUGGUAGGAGAGCACAAAACUUAGAUUGGGACACAUGCUAAAAUGGGAUUCAAUUCCAAAAUUUUCCACAUAAACAUCAUGAAGAUGGCGACGGUAACCUACAUAAUCACCCCCAACCCCUGAAAUAACAAGCUAAAAAUGGUAGGAAUCCCUACACCCUGCUCAGUCGUAAAAGUUUGAAGUAGGCCUCAAGUCCCCCCCCCCCCCUCCCCCCCCCCCCCAUCCACGGGCAAAAGUUUAUUAAAUGAAAAUUUUCUGUAUAACAGGGCAUAACACAAUCAAUAAGGAAAUCAAUUUUUGUAUGGAACGACAAUAAUGCAAUUAUGCGCCAAUCAGAGCCUAUCUAAGUUUUUCAACGGAAAUCUGUAUAUCCGAAUUUUAUACCAAUUUUAUGGUAUACCUUUCUUUAUAGCAAAUAACAAUUUUUGAACAGAAAUUUCUUGCACUAGAAUUAAGGGGAGGAUGUUAUCAAACAACAUUUGAUAUAAAGAUGAGGAUCUCGUUUGGGGUCCCAGAAGUGUAAGGAGGGGGCACAUACAUACUCUUGUCCCCACUCCCUACUUUUGAAAGUGUUAAGGGGACACGAGCAGGCGCGUGGCAUCGUUUUUGAAAGGAGGAAGCUUGGGGCCAGCCAGAAAGGAUUAGUGGGAGGGGGGGGGGGGGCAGCCGAACCAAAAAGAGUUUUAACAUGUAAAAAAGAAGAAAGGAAUUUUUUUUAAAAAGUGGGGAAGGGAUCAGCCCCCCCCCCUCUGUUGCUACGUCCCUGACGAGUAUCCGUUGUCAGUCCUCCCUACAAGCCUAUAGGUAUCUGUAUAUAUGUAUACCUACAUGUAUCUACAUAGCUCUCUAUAAAGACACGAUGAAAAUGUUCCUUAAAUUCAGCAUGCAUACAUACAGACAGACAUACAUACAGACACAGACACACAGCGAGUAGGAAUGAAUGAACCCACGGGUGAUGGAGAAAGGAACGAAGCGUAAUCAACCGUGGGCUUCAGACGAUGCCGAAAUAUAUACAUGUAGAUGUAGGUGGGUACCUGUAAAGUGCGAAACGAAACGAAAUCUACCGAAACGAAAACCCACCGAAAUGAAAUGAAACAGAUUGUAUAACCGAACUCUUUUAUUAGAAAUGGUAUCUUAAGCCCCUGUGAAAAUUACCACAUAUAAAUAAAAUUCGCUUCCCCUUUGAUAUAGGCUUUCAGCUUGACUGAUACACAGUUUUAAAAGCUGGAAAGGUGGUGGGGGGGGUGAGUAAGCAAAAUGUACAUAUCCGAAGUUGAUUAAAUAACAUGUGCAAUUAGUUUCAGAUCAAUAAAUUUCAGAACGGAGAGUUACAGUCUCAGAGGUCUGGCGAAACACACUAAACAAGGGGUGGGGUCGCUGGCGUUGGAUCCGCUUUUGGGUAUAGAUACAUUGUUUUAAGAAACUGGUGUCUGAGAAAUUUGAAAGCAGGAAGAGCUCUUAACCUUUUAUUUUAUCUCUAACUACUGAGGUGCGAGUACUUUCAAUAAUGGAAAAAGUUAGAUAGCAUACCAUAUCAUAUGAAUGCAAUUCGGUAAAAUAUAUAUGUGUGUUUUAUUAAAAAUUAUUAUUGAUAUGUAGUGAGUCUAAAUAUAACUCUAUACAUUUGUUUUGUUGCUAGAACGGGGAAUUGAAAACGGGACGGAAAUCAGAUUUUUUUAUGCAAUAAUAUCAGGAGGAGGUCAACAGUUUGUAAACUCAAAAGGCUUAUGAACAAGGGAAGCAGAAAUUGCAAAGAGAACGGGAAGACACACUCAGAAUCCACCGUUUGAUAUACUACAUACAAAUACACAAUAUCCACAUGUAUACAUAGAUUUGACUUUAGAGCAAAAUAUACUGAAACGUGUAUUUAUGCCCGAGAUUGAAAAAUGACUAAUACUAGGCUGUAUUGAUGAAGUUUAUAAGUCUGUAUUACAUGUAAUCAAUCCUCUUACCGUUGCAGAAAACAGAUCAGGUAAGAAACGUCUAGUGCUUGAUUGCCGUUACGUCAAUCCUUAUCUCCAUAGUUACAAAUGUAAGUUUGAGGACGUUUCCGUUGCAAGAGAUCUGCUUUGUGCAGGUAAUUCUCUAUUCAAAUUCUAUCUGAAGAGUGCCUAUCAUCAUAUCAUGAUAUUAGAUUCGCACAGAAAAUAUCUAGGUUUUAAAUGGGAGAGUAAAGGAAACGUUAGAUAUUUCUUUUUCAAUGUUCUACCUUUUGACCUAGCCACUGCAGGUUAUAUUUUCACCAAGGUGACGAGAGAAAUCAUCAAAUUUUGGAGAUCGGAAGGUUAUAAGAUCGUUAUGUAUCUUUGACGACGGCCUUCGGGGUCAUAGUUCAUAUGACUUCGCAUUACAGGUCAGCGAUUACAUUCACGGGAGUUUAAAUGAAUUCGGGUUUUUGAUAGCAGAGGAUAAGUGCGAGUGGCUCCCAAAGCAAAUUUUGAUUUGGCUGGGGAUCGAAUGGGACUUGAUUUCUGGUAUGAUUUUCAUAACAGAAGAAAGGCUCACUCACUUGUUAGAUUCCCUUAGCAAGAUUUUAGCAGAAGUUGCUUUUCAAAAAGAACUUUUUAAAGUCAGGUUUGUAGCAGGUAUUGCAGGUCAAAUACUCUCCUUGCAGGUCGUAUUAGGUUCCGUUUGUCGAGUAAAAACACCUGAAUUGUACAAAUGUAUUGACAAGAGAUCAAACUGGGAUUCAUUCGUUCUUCUGUCUAAUAGCGCUGUUACAGAAUUAGAUUAUUGGAGACUUAAUGUGAAGACAUUGAACAAAGAGGGAAGAGCAAUUCGCUCGAAUCAGGUUUGUACGUUGACGGCGUUUUGUGACGCAUCAGCCACCGGUUACGGAGGAUACAUUGAAUCUUGUAAUUUAAACUCCAGUAACGCAGAUUGUUUCGGAUUACCGGGUGUGGUUACGCUCGACUGUGAGCCUAGAGACUCUAGACUGUUUCGCUCGACUGUGAGCUUAAAGAGACUGUUUUGCUCGACUUUGAGCAAAAACUUUGCACAACAGGUGAAGUAUUAAAAACCAUAACAGGCAAAUGGUCUCGUUAUGAAGCCAUGAAAAGCUCAACAUGGAGAGAGCUCAAGUCUGUCUCGAAUCUCCUUAUUGAAACGGAAUCUUUGCUUUCAAAUCAGACAAUUGAAUUGCACACUGAUAACAAAAAUGUUGGAAGUAUCUUGAAAAAUGGUAGUCGCAUUGAUGAAUUGCAAAUUUUGUCAACUCAAGUGUUUAAUUUGUGUUGUAUGCAUAAUGUAACUUUAGUUCCUGUCUGGAUUCCCAAAGAUGAAAAUCAAAUUGCAGAUUUUUUGAGUCGAUGCGCAGACUGCGACGAUUGGUCGCUUAACAAAGAUUUAUUUCAUGUAUUAGAUAGCCUAUGGGGUCCACACACUGUUGAUAGGUUAAGCUCUGAUGGCAAUGCUAAAUGUACCAGAUUUAAUUCUAGGUAUUGGUGCCGUGGAUCUGAAGCGGUCAACUGUUUUACACAGCUAUGGUCGGGGGAGACUAACUGGUGGGUACCGCCACCGUAACUUGUUUGUAAGACAAUUAACGAAUUCAUUUCAGAGAAAGCAAACGGUACUCUUGUUGUUCCAGAAUGGAAGUCGGCACCAUUUUGAACUUUGUUGCAUAAAGAUGGUUGUUUUGCAUCUUUUUUGCAGGAUCACAUAACUUUUUAGGGGGGAAAUGUAAUGUAACAUUUGCCGGAAGAGCGAGUAUCGGAUUAUUUAAUGCUAGCAAUCAGAAACUCAGGUUAAUUGCAUUUAAGGUCAGGUUUUGAUUAUUUUUUAUCACUUUGUAGGAAUAAAUCUUAAGCAACGCAUUCAGGAAGAGGUCGCUCUUUAUUAUCACAGCUAAAGACGAUGCUUCGAAAGAAUAUUUGCAAACGUUAUCUGACAGUCUUGCCGUACGUCUUUUAGGAUCAAAAAGUUAAUCAACUGCUCAGAAGUAUUGGUAUAGUUUUCGUAAGUUCGAGCAGUUCCUUACAUCUAUCAGUGUAUCUGUGUCGUGUGUUUUGCCAAUUCAUGUCGCAUUAUACGUUACGUCCCUUUUCGAUAAGGGAUCUUCAUUUAGUGUCGCAUCCAGUGCUGUGUAUGCGAUCAAUUGGGUAUCCGAUUUAACAAGUCUUCCAGAUCCAACAGACAGCUCAGUUGUGAAGAAUAUUCUCGAGUCGGCGAAAAGAAACGCGACCAAACCAGUUAACAAAAAAGAUCCAGUGUCUACUGACAUGUUGGUUAGCUUAUGCCAAAUGUAUCAUGAUUCUCAUGACUUGCUGACUGUAAGAAAUCUAUGCAUGAUUUUACUAGGUUAUUCUGUUUUUUUUACGUGUCAAUGAAAUUAAUUCUUUAAAAUGUAAUGGUGUUUCUGUCAAAGAUGAUUACUUUAUUUUAAAUAUAAGUCGCAGCAAGACUGACCAAUAUAGAGAUGGAAAUACUGUUUUAAUUUGCAAAGGUCAAACAGUAGCUUGUCCAUUCAAUAUGUUACAACGAUACAUCUCAUUAGCUAACAUUGACCUCUCUUCCGAUCAUUUUUUGUUCAAACCUAUCUGCAGGUCCAGGUCUGUGUGCAAGUUGAUUUUUAAAAACAAACCUCUUAGCUACACUUCCACAAGGGAAAAUAUUUUGAAGCUUUUUGGCAUUAGUAGGCGGUCAUUUAAAUUUAGGUCUACACUCCCUAAGGUCAGGGGGUGCUACCACAGUAGCCAAUACAAAAGUAAAGGAUAGAAAUUGGAAGCGCCAUGGACACUGGAAGUCUGAUAGCAGCAAAGAUGGCUAUGUUGUGGAUUCUGUUCAAAGUCGUUUGGAAGUAUCAAAUAAUCUAGGUUUAUAAAUACAUUGUAGUUUAACUGCAUUGUUCGUUAUCUUCACCAUGCAUUAACUUAAAGCAUAUGUUUUUUUUUUUUUAUGUAUAAUGUUUUAUUUUUGCUUUAUCACUUUAUCAUAGCUAAAAUUUACUAGCAUUUUAUAUCACUUUCCUUUCUUUGUUAGUUCUAAUAUCUACGACAGGCUGUCGGCAAAACAAGAUAUGUGUUUUGUUUAUUGUAAGAAAUGUAGACCAGACUAGAAAAUUUCUACGGUUCGAAGUAAAGUAGAAAUUUGUUGUCUUGGCGGAAUGAUACAGCAAUAUGAUUGGUCAAAGGGAGUGACAGAGUUUUCACGUUCGCUAUUCGCGCUUCUAGUUGAUAGAGUGGUCACUUCUAGCCUAGCACCCAAGCAGUGCGCAUUAAAUUUUUCUUUUAACAUUUAAGGAAAUGUUGCAUACUUGGUUUUUCUUUUAAAUUUUGAUGAUUGAUUUUCAUUAUGUAUCUGAAUUUUGAGGAAAUGGAAUAUGUAUUAUCGAGUACACAGUGCAGCCUUUAGCGUUGUAUAUUUUCUCAUAUUAGCUUGCUUAGCAUCUGGUAUGAAACAUUUUGCAGAAGUUCUCCAAAUUUUCAAUUUGUUUAUUGGUUUUAACAAUUUGAUUUCUAAUACAGUCUAGUGCAGAAUGAGUCGCCUAUGUCUAGAGGGCACGUUUUUUCCCGGUUUGCCGGUUUUUUCGUGAACGGCUUUGGAGGCUCGAGAAAGAAUUAUUUCUCCCAUGUCGUAGGGGGAGUGUUUGCAUUGUACUCAAUUUUCGUCAUAUAUACGUGUAUGCAUAGUUAUAGUAUUUGUUGAAACAUUGAUUUAUGUAUUUUUUGUAAAUUAAUAAAUCCCGACGAAUUCAAUAUCUACGGCAGGCUGUCGGCA
Molecule: messenger RNA, 9260 nt
Organism: Ostrea edulis (European flat oyster)
Lineage: Eukaryota; Metazoa; Mollusca; Bivalvia; Ostreida; Ostreidae
Product: plexin-B1-like
Exons: 8
Coding region: 110-1957 (615 amino acids)
Biological process (GO): regulation of cell migration; positive regulation of axonogenesis; negative regulation of cell adhesion
Cellular component (GO): semaphorin receptor complex
Molecular function (GO): semaphorin receptor activity; protein binding
Source: RefSeq, a predicted model, not a curated record